This is a messenger RNA of Pieris napi, 1614 nucleotides long. Its product is annotated as glutaryl-CoA dehydrogenase, mitochondrial. Bases 278 to 1549 code for a protein of 423 amino acids. The transcript has a single exon. NCBI's taxonomy places the organism in Eukaryota, Metazoa, Arthropoda, Insecta, Lepidoptera, Pieridae. Gene Ontology annotation, molecular function: fatty-acyl-CoA binding; glutaryl-CoA dehydrogenase activity; flavin adenine dinucleotide binding. Gene Ontology annotation, cellular component: mitochondrial inner membrane. Gene Ontology annotation, biological process: fatty-acyl-CoA biosynthetic process; fatty acid beta-oxidation using acyl-CoA dehydrogenase. The record is from RefSeq and is a predicted model, not a curated record.
AUAGUCGCGAGCUGCGAAUCAAAACAGUACGCCGCCUACUGUCACAAGGCCAACUAGAGGUUAUUAACUCCGUGCUAGUAUAUCUCAUAAUAAUAUUAUAAAUGUACUGCUAAAACAAGACUGAUUUGUAUAAUCAUGUUUUAAUUUAUUCGUGAAGUGUUAGAAUAUUAACAACCAAGUGAAUGUACCAGUAAUAAGUACUUCGACGGGAACUCGUAAACAACUGAUAACAACAAGGUAUUAUACAGCUUUUGAUCUAAGAGAAACUUGCUUUAUAAUGGCUGUAACUUUUAAUAAAUUUACGAAAUUGUGGACGUCUGCCUACAACAAUAAUAUAAGGGCGCUAUCGACGACAUACUCUAACAAAGCUAAAGUAAGUUUCAAUUGGGAGGAUCCUUUGAACUUGGAAACUGAAUUGCUUGACGAUGAAAAGGCAGUUCGUGAUUCUGUUAAAAGUUAUUGUCAUGAAAAACUGAUGACCAGAAUUAUAGAGGCAAAUAGAAAGGAAAUUUUUGAUAGAGAGAUCUAUAAAGAAAUGGGGGAGCUAGGUAUCCUUGGGUGUACUAUCAAAGGCUAUGAAUGCGCAGGAGUCUCGAACGUUACAUAUGGAUUAAUUACAAAGGAAUUAGAUGGUGUUGACUCGUCAUAUAGGUCGGCAAUGAGUGUUCAAAGCAGCUUAGCCAUGGGUGCUAUUUACAUGUAUGGCUCAGAAGAACAAAAGCAAAAAUAUCUACCCAGAAUGGCGAAAGGAGAGUUGGUCGGUUGCUUUGGGUUAACCGAACCGAAUUUCGGGAGUGACGCUGGUGGUAUGGUCACCAAGGCAAAGUACGACUCAAAAACAAAAACCUAUAUCUUAUCUGGAUCAAAAACGUGGAUAACUAACUCGCCGAUCGCAGAUAUACUUAUAAUAUGGGCUAAAAAUGAAGAGGAAAAGGUAAGAGGUUUUAUAGUUGAGAGAGCCCAAGUAAAAAAAGGUUUAGAUACACCAAAAAUCAACGGUAAAUUCUCCCUGCGAGCCUCAGCUACGGGCAUGAUAUUGCUCGACGAAGUGGCUAUCCCGGAGGAGAAUUUAUUGCCAAACGUCGUAGGAAUUAGAGGGCCUUUUGGAUGUCUCAAUAAUGCUCGGUAUGGGAUCGCUUGGGGCGUACUCGGUGCCGCCGAAACGUGUUUGCGGAUCGCUAGGCAGUACACAUUAGAUAGGAAACAAUUUGGAAGACCGCUCGCUUCGAAUCAGCUGAUACAGAAAAAAAUGGCUGAUAUGUUGACAGAGAUAAGCCUCGGUUUGCAGGCGUGCUUACACGUGGGACGUUUGAAAGAUAAAAAUUUGGCAGCUCAUGAGAUGGUGUCGCUAUUGAAGCGUAAUAAUUGUGGCAAGGCGUUAGAAAUUGCGAGAAUCGCGAGAGACAUGCUCGGAGGGAACGGUGUGUCGGAUGAAUAUCAUAUUAUUCGACAUGUCAUGAACCUCGAGGCAGUCAACACUUACGAAGGAACACAUGAUAUUCACGCAUUAAUUUUGGGUAGGGCCAUUACUGGGAUAGCUUCUUUUUAAAUAUAGUAACAUUUUAUAAGGUUAUUUUUUUAUGUCGCUUUUUGCAUUUUAAUUUGAUAUAAAUG